This is a messenger RNA of Cylas formicarius (sweet potato weevil), 5647 nucleotides long. It is a transcript of the gene fs(1)h, whose product is annotated as bromodomain-containing protein 3. The transcript has 19 exons. The coding region runs from base 552 to 4658 and encodes 1368 amino acids. Gene Ontology annotation, biological process: chromatin remodeling; regulation of DNA-templated transcription. NCBI's taxonomy places the organism in Eukaryota, Metazoa, Arthropoda, Insecta, Coleoptera, Brentidae. The record is from RefSeq and is a predicted model, not a curated record. Gene Ontology annotation, cellular component: nucleus; chromatin.
UUUAGCAUCGUAAUUCGUGCAAAAUAUUCGGUUCAAAAGGGUGGCCAUUUACUUGACCUCAAACAGCCAUUAUGAAAUCCGUGAUCAUCCAAGCCGUAAUUCUAGAUUAUUUGUAUUUGCGGUCGGAAAUAUGUGGCAAAUGUUAUUAAAAAUGCCAUAUUAACGAUAUUUUUCAAGUUUUCCUCGAUUUUAAUGGUCAUUUCGACCUUUUCAUAACGGCCCCGCGCCAGAAGCUACCUCGGCGGCGGCCAUCACGGUAGUAUGUGCCAAAGCUUGUGAAGCUGGUUGUGUUAAGUGGAGUGAGUGUUCUGUUGCUCCGUAUUUUUCGCGAUUCUCAUGUGGAAUAUUCGAGAAAAUACGCAGAAACAAGAUACGAUAAUGAAUAUCGCUUAAUAUUAAUAUGCCAUCGCGAAGGAUGGGAUAUUGGUCCGGCCUGACAUCGCUUCGGACCAGUUCUUGAUAGGCCCGGGGGGCGUCAUUCAUUCCGUUAAUUCGUUUGGUUAAGGGUCGGCGCGCCCCAAAGUGUCCCCUCUGACGACCCCCUCUCGGCGAUGCAACAAGUCGAGGCGUCAACUCCUAACAAUACCGGCGGUAGCAAGAUGAACGACACUAAGGACAAGGAGCCGCCGCCGCGGAGCGAACCGCAGACUGAGCCUGUCAACGGGGUGGUACAGCCGCCGACUGUACCGCCCACAGACAGGCCCGGCCGCGUCACCAACCAGCUGCAAUUUUUGCAGAAGACGGUGCUCAAGGCCGUGUGGAAGCAUCAGUUUGCGUGGCCCUUCCAGCAGCCCGUCGACGCGAAGAAACUCAACUUACCGGACUACCACAAAAUCAUAAAACAACCGAUGGACCUGGGAACGAUCAAAAAACGACUGGACAAUAAUUACUAUUGGUCGGGCAAGGAGUGCAUACAGGACUUCAACACGAUGUUCACCAAUUGUUACGUAUACAACAAACCCGGCGAGGACGUAGUUGUCAUGGCCCAGACCUUGGAGAAGGUAUUCCUGACGAAGGUGGCGGACAUGCCCAAGGAGGAGUUCGUCGUCGAAACCCAGGCUAAGGGAUCUAAGGGCAAAAAGGGUAGGACGAGCCUGCCCGGCGUACCUGGUGCCACCCCCGGCCGCGGACGACCGCCCGCCGCUGUCUCCUCCACCGUCGCCAAUCCGGUGGCCACCACUACGGGUACGACAGGGUUGCCGUUAGGUACCGCCGCCCCCGUCACGGUGCCGGGCAGUACAGCUACGACGACGAUAGCGCCGGCGGCCACCACGGUGCCUGCCGCUCCGACCGGUCCCACCGCUUACCCUACCGCCAACUCGAUGGACGCGACGGCGGUGGCGACCGCCGCCGUUAGUUCCGCUGGCGGCGUGCUGGCUACCGCGGUUCUGCCACCGUCUCAACCCGCCAAAUCGAAAAAAGGUGUUAAGAGAAAGGCCGAUACGACUACGCCCGCGACCGCCUACGACUACAACCCGUCCGGCGAGUCGAACUCCUCCUCGUCGGCGAAGAUAUCGAAGCGACGCGAGUCGGGCCGUCAGAUCAAGAAGCCGCUGCGGCCUGAGCUCGACGGUCUCGUCGCGUACCAGACGUCGGGGGCGGCGGUGCCGUCACCCCUCGCGCCGGGAGGCGGGACCGCCGUCGCGCACCACGCCCACGUCCUCAAGUCCAAGGAGAAGCUCACCGAGUCGCUGAAGGCGUGCAACGAGAUCCUCAAGGACCUGUUUUCGAAGAAGCACUGUAAUUACGCGUGGCCGUUCUACAAGCCGGUGGACGCUGAACUGCUCGGCCUCCACGACUACCACGAUAUCAUCAAGAAACCGAUGGACCUCGGCACCGUCAAGCAGAAAAUGGACAACCGGGAGUACCGUACCGCGCAGGACUUUGCGCAGGACGUCCGGCUGAUAUUCACCAACUGCUACAAGUACAACCCGUCGGAUCACGACGUGGUGGCGAUGGCGCGCAAGCUUCAAGACGUUUUCGAAGUCAAGUUCGCGAAAAUACCCGACGAACCGCUGAACAGAUUAAGCAAUAUGGUUCCUAACGAGUCGAGCUCGUCGGGUUCGAGCUCGGAAAGCUCGAGCGACACGGAAGACUCGGAGGAGGAGAGGCGGAACAAGCAGCUGAAGUUGCUGGAGAAAGAGCUCACGGCGAUGCAGGAGAAGAUGCGCAAACUGGUCGAGGAGAGUAGCAAACGGAAGAAGGAGAAGAAAAAGCAGAAAGUGAAGGACAAGCCGAAGAAGGGGGGCACCGGCGCGGCAUCGGGAGCGACCGCGGCCGUCCACCCCAUGCCGAACAGUACCGGUAAGGCGGCCGGGGGCGGCAAACCGGCGGCCCUCGCCGCGGACAGCGCCCUCGACGACGGCGGCGGCGCGGCAGCGGGGGCGGAUUCCAAAGCGGGCGGCGACCAUCACCAUCACCCGCCGCGGGGUUCUGCCUCCGCAGCGCACCACCACCAGCUGUCAUCGGCCGCCGCCGCCAAAACGCCCAAGAACAAAGGUCCGCGGGGGCCGAAACCCGCGACCGCAGCGCCGAACGGCCCGCCUCCGAAACGGGCCAAGGCGAAUAGCAAGGCGGGCGGCGGGCCGGGUCGGAAGAAGGCGCAGGCGCAGCCGGCCCCCGCCGCAUUUGACUCGGAAGACGAGGACAACGCGAAACCGAUGUCGUACGACGAGAAGCGGCAGCUGUCGCUGGACAUCAACAAGCUGCCGGGUGACAAAUUGGGCAGGGUGGUGCACAUAAUACAGUCGCGGGAGCCGUCCCUGCGCGACUCCAACCCCGACGAGAUCGAGAUCGACUUCGAGACGCUGAAGCCGUCGACGUUGCGCGAGCUCGAGAGCUACGUCGCGUCCUGCCUGAGGAAAAAGCCACGUAAGCCCCACUACAAAAAGUUGCCGGGUAAAUCGAAGGAGGAGCAAAUAGCGGAGAAAAAAAAAGAACUUGAGGAUCGACUGCUCGACGUCAACCACAAGAUCGGGCCCAGCAAGAAGGCACCCAAAAAAGAAGAUGGCGGCGGCAACAAGGCAGACCCGACGGGCGCGGGAGCGGGACGCAUGUCGUCGUCAUCGUCCAGCUCCGAUUCGGACAGUUCGUCGUCGUCGUUGUCGAGCAGUUCGAGCGACUCUAGCGACAGCGAAGCAGGUACCACCCCCGCCGCCAGGCAGGUGAAGAAAAAAGUGACGGCGAAAAGUUCGUCGGGCAGCACCGUCGCGCCUCUGCCUCCGACGACCACGUCGCAGCCGCAACAGCAAUCCAAGGCGACCCCCGCGACAUCUGCGAGUACGACGGCGCCGGCGGCGGCUCCUGCCGUCGCAAAACCGUUGCCGGCGGCCGCCCCCGUCGCACCUUCCGUUCACAAAACGGCCAACGACAAGCCGCCGACGAUACCGUCGCCGCUUCCCGCGCAGCCGCCGAACGCGAUAAAGGCGGAAACGGGCGGUCGAGGCGGUCCGUCUCCUGCGCACGAUAGCAAGCCUAAAGUGAGCAACGCGCCGUCGCCAUUGACGUACACGGAUCCGAUAGAGCAGAGUCUGGCCAACCUGGAGCACGAGAUCGUGAAAAACGAGCCUAUGGACAGCAUCAUCGCGAUGACGACGACCAUAGGUCAGAACAAGAUGCAGAUGGCGCCUAUGAGUGCGGUAACAUCCAACAUGCCUCCGCAUCACAUGGCUUUGCCGCCGGGUCCAAUGGCGGGGCUAAUGUCGAUGGGCGGACCGCAGCACCACAACUUGCAUAUGGACCAGGACAUGCAAAGCUUGAUGCACCAGGUGGGCCUGGGUCACCCGCCGCCUCCACAUGCCACAAUCCACGCGCAAAAUAACGGCUACGGCGGCGGCAUUAAACACGAAUACGAGAUGGGGACGAACAACAACGGCAUGUCGACGAUGGGUCUACCCAUGGAACUGUCGAUCCCAUCGAUAUUCGAUCCGUUGCCGCAGCACCUGAACAACAGUAGCGGCGGUCAGAUGAAGAAGGACCCGGGAAUGCUCAAGGUCGAGCAGUCUGACCCGAUGGUCAAUUUUGGACUGGGCGUGGUCGACAAGAAGCCGCCGUCUUCGAUGAUCGCGGAUCCGAAAAUGGCGCAGCAGGCGUUCACCGCGGUCGGUCCGCCGCUCUCCGGCGGAUACAAGGCGAAGCCCGACGUGAAGAACGCGAGCUCGUGGUCGAGCCUAGCCAAGGCGGGCUCGCCCCAGAACAACGCGUCUGGCGCGAGCAGCAAACAGCAGGUCAUGGACAGCUUCAAGGCGUUCCAGAACAAGGCGAAGGAGAAGGCAGACCGGGAGAAGCAACGGCUGGAAACGCUCGAAUUGAAAAGGCAACAGAAGGAGCAGGCGGAAAAGGAGAGGAUGCGGCAAGAAAUGGAGCGGCGACGAGAAGUGGAGGAGCAAGAGGCGUUGGAAAAGGCGAGGAAGGCGGUCGCGGAACGCGAGCAGCAGCAGCAGCAGGCGUUGCCCUCGCAACGGGUCGAAGAGCUCAAGUCGUCGCCGGGAGAGGGCAGCACGUCGCCGGGUUCCCUCAGUUCCGGCUCCGACCGGAUAUCGGACCGGGAAAGGCAGCGUCUGCAGGAGCAAGAGAGGCGGCGACGCGAGGUGAUGGCGAACAAAAUCGACAUGAACAUGCAGAGCGACUUAAUGGCGGCCUUCGAGGGUUCGUUAUAAUGGACUUCUUCAUUGAGGACGGACUGUGCGCGAGGUGUUUGAGACAUAAAGGGUGGGGCGUCUUCGCCGCCGUUGAAACUUUCCAUUAAGAGGGUGUGUAGAUUUUACUCGCAUUGAGACGACGAGAUGUGUAUGUAUAUAAUAGAGAACGAUUAAUAUAAAGAGUACGUGUACAGACGUUUUGAGUUUUUUAGGUUUUAAGACGAGAGGCGCACGGGAGCACGCGUUUGCUAGUUGUUGAUAAUUUUAUAUUAUAUUGUUCGAGAUAGGUACAAACGAUCCAUUCAGAACCAUUACCUCAUUCUUCUUUUGUUUUUGUUUUUUUGAAAUCGUCGACUUUCGGGCGCCGCUCUAUGAUACUCAGUUUUUUUUUUGUUAAGGCCGGGCGUCGAUAAUUUUGGUCUUCCUCCUAUCCCGCCUCCCAUUUCAUCCUCAUCCCGAGGCGGACCCCGCCCACUCCAUUCCUUUCGGCCUGUCGUACAUUUCCCCACAAACGACCUACCUUAAACGUUCUUCCGCGUAGUUAACUACAACUUACCAGGACGGUGUAAAUUAUAAAAGGGCGAGCAAAAGUUUCCUAGCAAUAAGGUACCUACUAUCCAACCGAUCGGGCCGGGGUGUGGUCCGAGAUUCGAGGGGCGUCCCGUCCGUAGCUGGAUCCCUCUCCCCUUGUCGUCGGUCCGCCCGCCGGCCCGACUUGUAAUUAUUGUAUCAUAACGUGUAUUGAUGAUUAUUAUACUGUGUUUUUGGUAUGGAUUUUUGCAUCGACUUCGUUUGCAAAAUUGAAACGAAGGCGCGCGCGCGCACUCACAGACACACACCACACACAAUCAUUCGUAGAUCCUUCUUUUUUUAAAUGUUUUAUUUUGUAGUUACUGUAUUAACGAUUUUUUUUAUUGUUUGGCUGUUAUUAUAUAUUUUUCAAUAACUUUUCAAUUUUAAGUCAGAAAUAGUGAUGUUAGACUAAAUAAAUGAAGAUGUAUUAUAAA